This is a messenger RNA of Aspergillus niger, 1794 nucleotides long. RefSeq lists its product as uncharacterized. The transcript has a single exon. NCBI's taxonomy places the organism in Eukaryota, Fungi, Ascomycota, Eurotiomycetes, Eurotiales, Aspergillaceae. The record is from RefSeq and is a predicted model, not a curated record. The coding region runs from base 1 to 1794 and encodes 597 amino acids.
AUGAGACUCAUCAACGCGAAAACAUACCAGUUGGAAGAAUACCUCGACAGUGAAAUCCCCGAAUACGCAAUCCUAUCACAUACAUGGGGAAAGGAUGAGAUUUCUUUUCAGGAUCUUCAGGCACUAUCAACAGGCUCCAGGUACUGGGAUCGUGUUGUAGGAAGGGAGGGAUUCCUCAAGAUCAAGUAUGUCUGUCAGCAAGCUAUCAGGGACGGCCUGGACUACGCUUGGGUCGAUACAUGUUGCAUCAACAAAAGCAGCAGUGCGGAAAUAUCUGAAGCGAUCAACUCCAUGUUCCAAUGGUACAAGCGAUCAAGAAAGUGCUACGUUUACUUGUCUGACAUUCCUAGCGGCUACGGGGAGGUUCCGCUCGAUGAGCAAGCCGGAAGUUCCGUCGAGCCCGCCAGAAGGCGCAGGCCUAGUAAAUAUGAUGGUACGAUCAAUGGCCCCUUUGCAAGAUGUCGCUGGUUCACUCGAGGAUGGACAUUGCAGGAGUUGAUCGCGCCUAAAGACUUGACCUUUUACGGGUCCGGCUGGAACGUUCUUGGUACAAAAGCAUCAAUGACAGCCCUCAUCUCUACGAUCACUGGCAUAGACCAGCGUGUUCUUAGAGACUCGACAGACACCAAAGAGUCACUGAGAUCAGUGUGUGUCGCACAGAAGAUGUCAUGGGCAGCUAGGAGGCAAACUUCGAAGAUAGAGGAUGAAGCGUAUUGUCUCCUCGGUCUGUUCGAUGUUCAUAUGCCUAUUCUCUAUGGCGAAGGCAAAGCUUCAUUUGUCAGACUUCAGGAGGAGAUCAUCAAGAGUUCCGAUGAUCACACGAUCUUCGCGUGGAACUAUUGUGACAUUGAGCAAGAGAGCCGGUAUACAGUCCUUGCUCCGUCCUCAACCUGCUUUCUCAAAAACGUCGUCCAGUGGACUUGUCCGCGUAACAGUGGGCCAUACACAAUGACAAACCGAGGCCUCCACAUCCAGCUCCCCGUCAUAUAUCGAUCCGGGUCUAAGGAUAGCUGCCUCGCGCUCCUGGAUUGCCACUAUGAGGAUGAUGUCACAGGCGCCUUGGCCCUUCCUCUUACGCCCCGCUCAGACAACACAUUUGAUAUCGAUUAUGAUAUCUCGCGCGGGCGGGUAGUGAGAGUUGACUUAGGGCUAGAAACGAGAGCCACGACUCGAGAUCUCUAUAUCCGAUCACAACCAAACGUCCCCGACCGAGGACCACAACUGACAUGUCAAUUCAACAUCGACCAAGACGAGUCCAGAGCAGCGACUCUGAGCAUAACGGAGUACUACCCAUCGCGAAUCUGGGAUGCUGAAAAUCACAGACUGCGACUAAGCUCCAAUGACUCGACUUCUCUGGAAACAUGGGCUGCUGUUAGAUUACACAAUUCUUCCGGGAGAGCCAUUGGAGUUGUAUUCCACAUCUCACCACAUAGAAGGCCUGAAAGCACAUCGACCUUCAAUGUACAUGGUUGGAUCUGCAUGCAGACGAUGAAGCCUGAUAUGACUCUUUCGCAAAUAGUCGAUCAAGUCAUCCGCGGCUGCGCCUCAGCUUCAGCUUACGAAUACGGCAACCAUGGAUCUUGUACCCUUGCCUUAAGCCGAAGGCAUCACAUGGUUGCAACUAACACUUUUGUCAGUGGGAAUGGCUCAGAGACGCUUAUAAACGUCACUGUCGCUAAUCGGUAUGCGCCUUGUACGUUGCGCCGUGUCUUUGGCGCGACUCCGAAGCCCCCGAAAAAUGCAGAAACGCCGUCAAAGGAAAAGGAUUUGCGACCAAGUAUGUCUACAGAUUAG